Molecule: messenger RNA, 1497 nt
Organism: Pisolithus orientalis
Lineage: Eukaryota; Fungi; Basidiomycota; Agaricomycetes; Boletales; Pisolithaceae
Product: cytochrome P450
Exons: 12
Coding region: 1-1497 (498 amino acids)
Molecular function (GO): iron ion binding; monooxygenase activity; oxidoreductase activity, acting on paired donors, with incorporation or reduction of molecular oxygen
Source: RefSeq, a predicted model, not a curated record
AUGGAUUUCCUCUCCACGCCUUAUCUCGUCGCUACUAUCUGUGCUGCUCUAGUCGUAGCAUGUUCAUUCAAGCUUCUUAGGCGCCCAAACCUCCAUCACAUCCCUAUUGUAGGCCACUCAAGUUUAUUGGCAUCGUACUGGUUCACGAAAGGACUCGAAGUCGACCGUCAUCGGUUUGUGCAGGAGGGAUACGACAAAUACAAGUCUGGAGUAUUUAGGAUCGCUAACUUGACACAUUGGGUUGUCUGUUUGGACCGCAGUCACCUUGAGCACGUGGCGAGGGCUCCCGAAGAUCACCUCUCCUUUAUGGAGGCAGCGGAUAACAUCAUGAAAUUAGAAUAUACGCUCGGCUUGAAGAUCAGCGACAACUAUCAUAUAUCCAUUAUUCAAUCAACUCUUACUCGCAGCCUUUCCGUUUUAUAUGCAGAUAUGAGGGACGAGAUUGUCGUUGCAUGCAACGAAUACCUUGAUAUAAAGCACAAUGAAUGGAAAACCAUCUCAGUAGUGCAUGUUGCUCUCCAGAUGGCGAGCAGGACAAGCAAUCGGAUGUUCGUUGGCCUCCCUCUUUGUCGUGACCCCGAUUGGCUCGAAUUGAAUAUAAAUCUCCCUGGUGCAGUUGUGGACGAAGCAAGAAUUUUGAGAUAUGCUUUGCUUUACGCCGAAGUUGAUAGACUGGCUGCAAAGUUUCUCGCCAAUCUCUCCGGACGGACCUGUCGGGGGGUUACUUUCCUCGGUCCAGUAAUUAAGGAACGUCUGCAACAUAUGGAAACAGAGGGCACCAACUGGUACGGUAAACCGAAUGACUUCUUGCAGUGGUGCCUGGAUACUAAGCGAGAGACUUCCCUAACUUCACUGACCCAGCGUAUCAUCGCUGUUAAUUUUGGUGGCAUUCACACGACCUCGAACACUCUCUCUCAGGCGCUCUUACAUCUUGCAGAACAUCCACGACAUGCACAGGCACUCCGCGAAGAGGUCGAGCUGGUUGUUAGUAAGUACGGGUGGACGAAAGAGGGUCUUUCGAAGAUGCGAAAAGUCGAUAGUUUUCUGAAAGAAACUCAGCGUUUUGACGGGCUUGCUGUUUUGGGCGUUUCGCGGAAAGCAAUGAGUGACAUCACACUCCCUGAUGGAACCUUCAUACCUCAAGGAACCUUUUUGGCCUUCCCAGCGUAUGCCAUGCAUCGCGACGAUGCAGUGUAUGAAAACCCAAAAGAGUUUGAGCCGUUUCGAUUUGCUGAAAUGCGAAACAAAGAAUCUGAGGGUUCUAGGCAUCAAAUGGUCGCUGUAACCCCGGAUUUGUUAUCGUUUGGCUUUGGAAAACACACAUGCCCUGGCCGAUUUUUUGCGGCUACUGCGCUCAAAACUAUGUUGGCGCAUGUUGUCAUGUUGUAUGACGUCAAGAGGGGAAAUGAUGAAUCUCAGCCAGACACCUUGUACGCAGGGGAUGCUAUUGUGCCCAACCCCAUGACCAAGAUCAUGUUCCGGAAGAGAGUCAAUUGA